Molecule: messenger RNA, 2487 nt
Organism: Capronia coronata CBS 617.96
Lineage: Eukaryota; Fungi; Ascomycota; Eurotiomycetes; Chaetothyriales; Herpotrichiellaceae
Exons: 5
Coding region: 1-2487 (828 amino acids)
Source: RefSeq, a predicted model, not a curated record
AUGCCGGGCGAUCCUCAACGACUCAGGAAGACGUCAACCAAAUCGUCUGGUGUCAAUCCAGCCGAUACGGAAGGCAGACUGUCACCUGUGCAAGAUGUCGACACGGCGUCCAGCAAUGAUGAUGAGGAGGCACUAGAUAUCGAGAAGUCGGCGAGUAUCGAGAGGAAAGAUACGAACGCCAGGAGUUUGUAUUGGAAAGAUCCAUUCAACCGCGCAGAGGAUCAUGAUCCAGCAAUGAAAAUGAGCGGCCGGCGUCCUUCUGAUGCUCGGCGGAGGGUAUCCAUGUCGAACGUGGCCCGCCGAGCGUCGAAUGCCGCCAGGCGGGCGUCUACUGCAAUAGUCGAUACCGCCUACAAGUUGGACCCUUUGACAGUGACUACCGGCAACCCGCUCAACCUUGGUGUGAACGAGAUACGAAGGGUGUCCUCGGCAGGUUACUCCACCACGAGCCAGUUCAACGCACGCCGGUUUUCCACCCUGGCAUCCAGCGUCGAGUCGUCGGUCGACAACGAGAAAUCCGAGCAGGCUCUGUCACCGCGCACAUCGAGGAUUGUGCCUCCUCCUUAUGUGCGUCCAGGCAUGAGCGAGAGGCAAGACGACUAUAUCAUCCAACGGAUUGCCGCUCACGAUGAUGUCGAGUCACUUCCGACGUAUAAGCGUGUCCUCUACCGACUUUGCCCGAUUAUUGUUGUCGUCUCCAUCGCAGCUUACUGGAUUUACUUCGCCCUUCGCGUCAGGUUCACCAGAGAUGCAGAGAAGGCCGCACACAAGACAUACUGGAUGGCUUGGGCCUUCAUCAUGGUGGAGCUAUUCGUCUCAAUCCCUAUGUUGCUCCAUCGUCUAUGGGGUUGGCAUGUUGUUGGUUCUCGAAAAAGACCGAAGUUGCGACUCAUUGGUGACAACGUGCCCUCCGUUGAUGUGGUCAUCACCUGCUGUGGUGAAGACGAUGACCUGGUUCUUGAUACAGCCAAGGCAGCCUGCAACAUCGACUAUCCCCGGGAGAGAUUCCGGGUUCUCGUAUGCGAUGAUGGCAAAUCAAAGACUCUGCAGGAGAUGAUUGAGAGGACGGCUCUGACUCAGUUCGACAAUCUGUAUUAUUACUCGAGGCCAAAGUAUCCGGGUGUGCCCCAUCACUUCAAGGCAGGGAAUUUGAACUCUGCUCUGGACGAGACUGCCAAACUCCCUGGUGGUGCCGCGAAUUUCUUUGCCGCCCUUGAUGCCGACAUGAUUCCCAUGAGAGACUGGCUGAGGGCUUUGUUGCCUCACAUGCUGCAAGACUCGAAAUGCUCAAUGGCGUGCCCCCCACAACUCUUUUACAAUGUGCCUCCGGAAGAUCCUCUCUGCCAGAGCUUGGAUACCUUUGUCCACAUCUCCGAGCCGAUCAAAGAUUCUAUGGGUGUGGCCUGGUGUACAGGUUCCGGUUAUGUCCUUAGAAGAGCAGCUCUCACGUCCAUUGGUGGCUUCCCUACUGGCUCUCUUGCAGAGGACGUUUGCUGUUCUAGCAUGCUUCUCGGGGGUGGAUGGCACACGGCUUUCGUUCACGAACCCUUGCAGUUUGGCACUGUGCCGGAUUCCCUGACCAGCCAUUUGAAGCAGCGAACCCGAUGGACUAUUGGUACCGUCCAGACUUCUUUCAAGUUACGCUUCAGUAUCUACGGCCCUCUGGUGAAACACAUGACAUUCCCUCAGCGACUGUGUGGAUUUGUGUACACUAUAUCAUCCUUGUUCACGAUCUUCUUGGUCCUCUCGAUGUUCACAGCCCCGAUUGUGCUAGUGUCUGGUGGCAACCUUGUGCCCUUCAGAACCAUUAAUCAAUUGAAGUGGCUAAUUCGAGCCAACUUCAUGUCCACCAUCUUGAACCGGCUCAACGAGUUUAUUUCUUAUCUUCCUUCUGGAUACCGCACUGGUCAGAGAGAUGCCAGGGCCAUGAUGUGGAUGGCACCAUUCCAUGCCAUCUCAGUCAUCCGUACCUUCCUCCUGCCUAGUUGGCUUGGAGGAAAGGUCGCAGUCUUCACGUCGUCAGGAUCACAGAAAGCCGAUUUGAACGAGCGUGAUCCUCGACUCAGGGCUCCGCUAUGGCGCCGCCUCAAGGUUACCAUCUGGGACUGUGAAUGCUACCUUCACCUUAUCUACAUCAUGUUUGUGCUGGCUGCCGUUGGGGUCAGCAUGUACCGGAAUCUCACAGAUCACUCGAACAACACAGCCAAGAAGACUCUGAUUUCCUUGCUCACACACGCCUACUGGCCCCCAAUCAUCUGGGUCACCUGCGUCACGUCUUGCUGGAUACCCAUCAACUACGCCUUGUUCCCCCCCAAUUGCCCGGACCGGCAGGACUUGCUGGUUCGAGACCCUGACACGGGCGUGGCAUACCCUACAGAAGAGGCGAAGAAGACCAAAAUCACAUGGGCCUCUUAUGCAUGGGAGUCCCUGUACAGUCUUGUCACCCUGUACGGUGUGGUGGUGUUUAUCCUUUCUUUCUGGUUCUAA